Linum trigynum is the source of this 2425-nucleotide messenger RNA. NCBI's taxonomy places the organism in Eukaryota, Viridiplantae, Streptophyta, Magnoliopsida, Malpighiales, Linaceae. The record is from the annotation of a GenBank genome assembly.
UCAACCUGAGAAUUUUAUUAAUGAAGACUAACUUACGGUACGGUGGGUUUGAUUUACAGAAAGAAGCCCAACAAUUGGUAGAUGGGGCCUCCCAGCCCAUACAACAGUCCGAUCCCAGCCCAACUUGAUAUGGGCAGGUCCAUUGGCCCCUUGUGCGAAUGAAACUACACCCUGCAAUCUUCCCUUCACGUUUCAGUUGCCAUAUUCUCUCCACCAGCCGUACCUAUUCUGCUCGAUCCUCGUCUUUCGCCGAGAUCCCGAGCCACUUGAGAGCUCUUUGAAUCCCAAGCCAAAUAGCCCUUCCUUGUGCGCAUCCUUCACAGUCCUUUUUCCCAACGAGAGAAACCGAUUAUGAACUCUGCCUUCCAAUCUCUGAUUAGACCUCCGAUGCUUAUUCCUUGCUCUCCCAUUAUGCCGGCAUCGGAAUCGAGUUUAAACACACCCUCCAGUGGGUUUUGCCAUACCCUCCCGAUGCUGGUUGAUUGCAUGCAAAGGGAGUUCUUUGUACACCUUCUCAAUUCAUUCCUUGCAUUCCAGAUCAUCCCCGACUUCAAAACAGUCGGCUUCUGUGGUUGGUCUCUUUAUCCGGCAAGUCCAGUCGCAGUAGUGACCAGAUUCACCCCACUUGGUAAGAUUCCUCUCCCUAUUUUCCAUGGUAGAAUCCUUACCAUAGGCUGGAUGGGCAGUUCCCAUAGCCUGAUCCAGAACUCAGGUUUAUACAUUGCUUCAUAGUUAGGUCUAUUAUGGUUUGCUCCCUUAUGAAGAAGAUAUGCCGAUUUAACUGCCAAGUUUCCAUUUUUACUUUGUGUCAAACCAGCAUAUCCUCUUCGGCCUGGUUAGGUAGAGGAGUAUGACUUAUAGCUUGUUGAUCGGCUUCAUUAAACAACAGCUUCAGCUUGUUAUAAUCCUAGUCCCCUGUUGUUUGAUCAAUCAGAUUAUCAACAGUUGCUGAAUGAUCAUAUAUGCCUUGUAAGUUCACUCCAACACUUCUAUUCUCGUGACUCGAACAACAGCUCUUCUACUCCAUGCUGGCCACUAAGCAAUCAUCAAUCUCUUCUAUUGUCGAUCAAGUCUUCCGGUGAACUCCAAUCCAUCCCCACUUUUUCUCAUACCAGCUUGUCCAUGUUCGGGUACUCUGCUUUAGGAUGUUAUUUUACUAUAUGCUUUUUCAUUUGGUGAUUUUAUUUCAGAUACAUUUUCGGGAAGUGAUUCCUGUGGAGUUGGUAACAUGUAAACAAUGAAUGACAUGUGUGAUCUUGGUUUUAUAUGCUAUAGUGGAGCAUGUUGGUGUUGUGAAAACUCUCUUGUGGAUUGAUAUUGAGGCUUGUUCCUUGCAUAUGGUAGUUGAAAAGCUGAGAUGAAAAAUGAAAAGAGGACCAUUUGAUGCUUUAUUUUGUAGCCCUUUUUUCUUAAUUUUUUGUUGCUUGUACUACAAAUGAUGGAUAUGUAGUGGAAGGCAAUUGUCGUCAUUAAUCUGAAUUGAUGUGUCUUUCAUUACAGGUGUUGAACGAGAGGCAUACUAAAGAUGGAGAAAAGAAUGGUGAUUGCCUGACUUUGCAAGAGUUGCAUCAGCUGGCUGAUUGCACAAUUGCAAAGAAGAGCAAGUGGAGUAGUGCUAUAGAAUAGUUGCAGCAGCUACCUGAGGGCACAAUUGCAUACAAAAACAAAAGAGCUAGGUUUGUCUCUUUCUGUUGGAUGCUGGCUAGGUUCGUCUUAGAGAGAAGUUUGUGUUGAUGACCGAACAAGAGCAAAAAAACACGGAUGGUGGCUAGGUUUCAGUCCUGGCAAGCAGCGCCUUAACAGCAGCAGCAGCCUCCUGACCAGCGCCUGCAGUAGCAGUAGCAUCCUGACCAGCAGCUGCCUCGGCGCGGGCAGUUACAACACCUGGUGGAUUCUUUAUUUUCAUAGCCUCCCUGCUCUCGGAAUUUUUCCAGAAAUAGCACAUUUAAUUUUUUUUUUUACAAAAAUAGCACCCACCCGAAAAUACUUACAAAAGUAGCACCCUUUUUUAUGGAGCGCAUCUCCAACGUGCGUUUUAUAUGUAAACCGCAGCUGGAGGGUGCGUUUUAUAUAUAAAUCGCACCUCUAAGGUGCGGUUGAUUAUCCAUUGCCAAAAUUGCAUUUUGGCCAUGAGGUUUUUGGCCUGACCUACAUAAACCGCAUGGCCGAGGUGUGGUUUUGGCCUGACCUAUCAAAAUCUCACCUUGGAGAUGCGGUUUGCUUCUUCAAAACAAAACCGCACCCCACUGUGCGGUACGAAGGAAAAUUGAUCAUCUCGCCGUUCGGACAGAGGCGUGAACCGGGUCGCCCGAGGAAAAAGAGAAUUCAAAACGAAAUGGAUCAAAGUGGAAGACCACCACGAGGCACAAGACGAUGUUCAAUAUCCAAAGUUCCAGGACAUAAUAAAUGAAUGUGUCCAAGAUCG